AUGUCGACUACGAGCUUUAGUCAAUUUCGAUUGUCAGGAGACACGACCGAUCCUUCUUCACGAACCAUCCGUGUAGCUGCCAAGGAUGGUCGAACAGGACAAGAUAUCCAACUUGAAUACAACAACCACAAGGUGAUUGGCAAUGGAUCUUUUGGUGUGGUGUAUCAAGCAAAAUUGGCACAUAGUGGAGAGGAUGCUGCCAUCAAAAAAGUCUUGCAGGACAAGCGAUUCAAGAACCGUGAGCUUCAAAUCAUGAAAGUGAUGAACCAUCCCAAUAUUUGUGGUCUCAAGGCUUACUUUUACACACAAGGCGAUACCAAGAAGGAUGAAGUGUACCUGAAUCUGGUGAUGGAGUAUGUUCCCGAGACCGUGUACCGUGUAUCCCGUCAUUAUGCCAAAAUCAAGCAACCUAUUCCCAUGCUUCUCGUCAAAUUGUACAUGUACCAAUUGUUCCGUUCCUUGGCCUAUUCUCAUACAUUGGGCAUCUGUCAUCGUGAUAUCAAACCUCAAAACUUGUUGGUCAGCCCUAUCACCGGUGUAUUGAAACUAUGUGAUUUUGGAAGUGCCAAAAUCCUGGUAGCAGGUGAACCCAAUGUAUCCUAUAUCUGUUCGCGAUAUUAUCGAGCACCCGAGUUGAUAUUUGGAGCUACAAGUUAUACAACCAGCAUCGAUAUUUGGUCAGCAGGAUGUGUCAUGGGCGAGUUUUUAUUGGGUCAACCCUUGUUCCCUGGUGAAAGUGGUAUCGAUCAACUGGUAGAGAUUAUCAAGAUCCUUGGUACACCUUCCAAAGAAGAGAUUGCGAAGAUGAACCCUCAAUACGUCGAUCACAAGUUUCCACAAAUCAAACCACAUCCAUUUUCAAAGGUGUUUCGAUCGAGAGUACAACCUGAAGCAAUUGAUUUGAUUUCACGUGUAUUGCAAUACGAUCCACAAACACGAUUGACAGCCAGCGAGGCAUUGGUACAUCCAUUCUUUGAUGAGCUGAGGAACCCAGACACCAAACUUUCCACAGGACGUGAAUUACCUCCUUUGUUUGAUUUCACGGCUGAAGAAUUAUCCAUUCGACCGGAUCUGAUACAUAAAUUGGUUCCUCCCCACUGUCAUGAUGAAUUAUUGUAUCGAGGCAUUGAUGUUCGUAAUUUCACACCCAUUCCCUUAGACAAGAUGCGUUUACCAUCCCUGGAUUAA
Molecule: messenger RNA, 1188 nt
Organism: Lichtheimia ornata
Lineage: Eukaryota; Fungi; Mucoromycota; Mucoromycetes; Mucorales; Lichtheimiaceae
Exons: 7
Coding region: 1-1188 (395 amino acids)
Biological process (GO): protein phosphorylation; signal transduction
Cellular component (GO): cytoplasm
Molecular function (GO): ATP binding; protein serine/threonine kinase activity; protein serine/threonine/tyrosine kinase activity
Source: RefSeq, a predicted model, not a curated record